Coffea eugenioides is the source of this 1017-nucleotide messenger RNA. RefSeq lists its product as uncharacterized. Bases 1 to 1017 code for a protein of 338 amino acids. NCBI's taxonomy places the organism in Eukaryota, Viridiplantae, Streptophyta, Magnoliopsida, Gentianales, Rubiaceae. The transcript is spliced from 2 exons. The record is from RefSeq and is a predicted model, not a curated record.
AUGGAGAUCCUAAGAAGCAAUGCCAUGUUUCUGAUUCUGCUACUUUUUGCGGCCAGCAUAGCAGGCAUUCAAGGGGACACAAUAACUUGCUACAGUCGAAACAGCCCUUGUUUUCUCGAGUGGGUCAAUUGUCCAUCUGAAUGUCCUUCAAAGUCAGCAACAAGCACUAAAUCUAAAGUUUGCUACCUCGACUGUAACAAGAAAAAAUGCCAGGCAGAAUGCAAGAGCAAGAAACCAAAUUGUGGUACUCCUGGAGCAGCAUGCUUGGAUCCCCGCUUCAUUGGUGGAGAUGGGAUUGUCUUCUACUUCCAUGGUAAGAAGAAUGAACAUUUCAGCUUGGUCUCAGAUACCAAUCUCCAGAUUAAUGCCCGAUUCAUUGGUCUAAGGCCAGCUGGUAGAUCACGAGAUUACACCUGGAUUCAAGCACUUGGACUUCUUUUUGAUUCCCAUACUUUCUCUGUUGAGGCCACCAAGGCAACAACAUGGGGCGCUGAUGUAGACCUCCUGAAACUUUCCUAUGAUGGAAUGGAGCUUGAAAUCCAUGAAGGUUAUUCAUCUGUCUGGCAGUCUACUGAUAAUGCCAUCAGAGUUGAAAGAACUUCAAACAAGAACAGUGCCCUAAUCACUAUCCCAGAAGUUGCAGAGAUCUCUGUGAAUGUAGUACCUGUGACCAAGGAAGAUGACAGGAUCCAUAACUAUCAGAUACCUUCUGAUGACUGCUUCGCUCAUUUGGAAGUACAGUUCAGAUUCUUUGGCCUAUCCUCAAAGGUUGAAGGUGUCCUUGGCAAAACAUACCAGCCAGAUUUCGUGAACCCAGCAAAGCCUGGAGUUGCAAUGCCAGUAAUGGGCGGUGAAGAUAAGUACAGAACCACUUCGCUUUUGUCUACAGAUUGUAAGGGUUGCAUGUUUUCUUCAGCUGGACUAUUGAAUGCAGAGGACUCCCUAGUUAUGAACUAUGGCAGCUUAGACUGUACUGGAGGUUCAAGCAGUGGCAAUGGAAUAGUCUGCCGGAAAUAA